This is a messenger RNA of Phycodurus eques (leafy seadragon), 4865 nucleotides long. It is a transcript of the gene sstr2a, whose product is annotated as somatostatin receptor 2a. The transcript has 4 exons. Bases 360 to 1508 code for a protein of 382 amino acids. Gene Ontology annotation, biological process: cellular response to glucocorticoid stimulus; neuropeptide signaling pathway; cellular response to estradiol stimulus. Lineage: Eukaryota; Metazoa; Chordata; Actinopteri; Syngnathiformes; Syngnathidae. The record is from RefSeq and is a predicted model, not a curated record. Gene Ontology annotation, cellular component: neuron projection; membrane. Gene Ontology annotation, molecular function: neuropeptide binding; somatostatin receptor activity.
CGCACUCGUCGUUUGGAUUCCCCACCAACACUUUUCCUCACUUAGGUUUAUUUCGGUAUUAAUUGCAGGGGGGCCACAACAUUUGCUGCCGGUAAAAAUGAGCUGAGAGACAGCUCGCACGGGUUGUGACAAGGGUGCAGAGAGGCGUCUUGAUCCGCCGGAGUCACGCGUAACAGAGGAGGAGCAGGUGGAUUGGUGGAUGGAAAGACAGAUGGACGCGCUCCGUAAAGACACCGAGGCACGAUGGACUUGAUACGAGGAGGACAUUGCCUUUUUCAAAAUGUAUUUCUCCCUUCAUCUGCGAUGUGAUACACUGCAAAGCCUUCUGCCAUAUUUUAGCUCUCUUUGAUUCAGCAAUUAUGGCGUUGGAUCAGUGGUCCUUCCUCUCACCUCCACCCAACAUGACUAUCCCCGAGCCUCUCCUCUACGACAGCUACCUCCAGGGGAACGAGUCAGACCUGGACCUAAACCUGACAGUGGAGACGAGGGAACCCCACCAGGACAAGACCAGCUCCGUCGUCAUCACCUUCAUCUACUUCAUGGUUUGCGCUGUGGGGCUCUGCGGCAACGCCCUGGUCAUCUAUGUCAUCUUACGUUACGCCAAAAUGAAGACGGUGACCAACAUAUACAUCCUCAACCUGGCAGUGGCGGACGUGCUGUGCAUGAUGAGCCUGCCGUUCAUCGCCUUGCAGCUGGCGUUGGUGCACUGGCCAUUUGGCGAGGCGCUGUGCAGGGUGAUCAUGACUGUAGACUCUCUCAAUCAGUUCACCAGCAUAUUUUGCCUCAUGGUUAUGAGCAUCGAUCGAUACCUGGCCGUGGUUCACCCUAUUAAGUCGACAAAAUGGCGGAAGCCCCGGGUAGCCAAGUUAAUCAACAUGACAGUGUGGGGCGUGUCACUGUUAGUCAUCCUACCUACUAUGCUCUUCAGCGGUCUGGACAAGGUACCAGUAUGUGGGAUCGUUUGGCCCGAGCCCCAGGAUGUCUAUUACACCGCCUUCAUAUUUUAUACCUUCUUCAUUGGAUUCUUUCUGCCCCUGGCCGUCAUAUGUCUGUGUUACCUGCUCAUCAUAAUCAAGGUGAAAUCAUCGGGCAUGCGAGUAGGUUCAACCAAGCGCAAACGUUCCGAACGUAAGGUGACGCGGAUGGUCUCCAUCGUGGUCGCCGUGUUCGUCCUCUGCUGGCUGCCCUUUUACGUCUUCAACGUCACCUCGGUCACCAGCUCCAUCAACCCCACGUCUGCCGUGAAGAGCACCUUCGACUUUGUAGUGGUGCUGGGCUACGCCAACAGCUGCGCCAACCCCAUCCUCUACGCUUUCCUGUCAGACAACUUCAAGAAGAGUUUCCAGAAGGUGCUGUGUCUCAAAAAGGUGGCAGGCCUUGAUGAGCUCGAGCGCAGUGACAGCAGGGUGGACAGGAGCAGGAUGGUCAACAACGCGCUGAUCAUCAACGCCAACUUGGAGGCACACAAUGCAGCGCUGCUCAAUGGAGAGCUGCAGACCAGCAUUUGAGGGCAGAGGAACAGAAGCGCAAGAGCCUGAGAGACGAAUGGGUCUGCUUAUACCACUGAUCGCUACUCGGACAUACAGAGGGCUGAUGUAAUAGCCGACCGUCCUAUGGACUCUGGCACAUGAAGUAAGUGAAAUCUAAACAAUUUCACAACAGAGGCUCGAGAAGGUGCAUUGACCCGAGUUUACAACUGUUUGAAUGGAUGAGGCAACCUGAUCUCAUUGACCCUGAGCACUGAAUAACACACAGCAGGUGGCUCGACAGAAAUCAAACAUAAGUUGGACCAACGCUUACGUCCCCAACUUGAAAACAAGACCUAACUUUGGCUCGUGCUGGCAAAUUGUGCUCUCUGGAUCUGCUGAUAGAAGGGCUACUUUACUGCUUAAUAGUGUGUGAGGGAGAGACACCCAUCUCGUGGGAGAUGUUUGGAAACGCAAUGUCAUUAAGCACUGUUUUCAUUAAAAGGGAGACAUGCUGACAAAGCCAAACAGUUUAGUGGAUGACGACGGAGCAACCCUCGAAAAAUAAAACUCAAACCUCGAAAAAAUAAAUAAGAAAUAAUGGUAUAUGGUAAUGAUCUGUUACACCAGCCUUGUCUUUAGAAGAUUAUCAGAGAAACAAAUGGCAAACCCUUCACAACACCACGUUAUUUCCCAAUGACGAAGGACGCUGGCGGCUUGCCGAGGGACGCCACACUGAUCUGUAAACUCCUCAAUGGUGGGAUAGUGAAAGAAAUUGGCAACCUGACUUGAUUCAAAACAGCUUGUGCUUGUAAAUACGAACAGGAUUUUUGCCAAACUGGUGCAUGUGCAAACAUGGGUGGGCCAACCAAAAAGGUCAGUAAAAUAUUGUCCUGUUGUGGCAUGUCUUUGGAACCUUUUACUAUGUACUUGACAUUUUGCUAAAUCCUGCUUCAUUGUGCACUAUUCACUUUUUUUAUGCAGAGCUCAUUUUUAAAAUGUUGUAGGACAAUGUAAAGGUUCCUCUUUACAGUGAUCACCGCUCUCAGCCUCUCAAUUGGUUUACCCACCAGAAAUUCAGUUUAAAUUGAGUGCGUGCCAAUGUGUAAAACAUGUUACAGUAUGUAACUAUAUAUAUUACAAUAUAUGGAUGCUGGAGUAUUCAGAUCAACUGAAGAAUCAAGGCACCCCUGCUAACCCCUCUUUUAUCCACUUAUUAAUUAAAUGCCCUAAUUAUGUACAUCAUAUUGGUAUUGUGAACUGACUGGACAUAUAAUUUCCUAAUUACAGGACCUCAUAAAUGUACUGCUAAAGUUACCAUCAUCAAAUUGACCAUUGAUCUGUAUGCCCUAUUGAAACGGUUUCAUUGGGCCUUAAUGAGGUACUGAAUAUAAUGCUGUCUCCCAUUUCCCGAGUGGCAUCCUCUGGAUGGCCAUCCUACCGUAUGUUGGCGCCCCCCCAAGCCACAUCAACCAUUGUUUAAUGCGGCGAGAGAUUUCAAGAUUUCCUAGUCGCUUUAACUGUUCCGGUUUAAAGUGACCCAUAAUGGAGAGUCGAAGAAAUACAAAUAAAUAUAAAGUUGAAAUAUUCUUUUGGGGUAUGAAACUGUUUAGUAAUGUAGUUGAUUAUGGAAACACAAACAAUGGUAAUUGGGAUGUUUCUGACCCGAAACAUGCCCCAAGUCAAAUUGAUCCAGGAACGUUAUUGCUGUUCCUGACAAAGACGACAACAACAAAACUACUACUAAUACUUCAGCUAUGUUUAAAGACUGAGGAGUGGCACACAAAGAAUCUUGGGAUAUGCAACCUGCAAAAAUACUGAUAAAAUCGCUGCAUUUAAAACAGCCUUUUUGUGGCAUAAUCACAUUGACCUCUCAAGGCUAUAACCCUUUACGGUGGCACAGCUAAUGUUACCUUUAUUGCAUUUGGCAAGUUCUACAAGAAUUCAUAGCGCGUGCUAAAUUUCAUCUCAAUUAAACAUUUAUCUAAAAUGGAUCAUUUUCAACCUCCGAAGUAACUCAAAAGGAAGCAUGAAUGCUACGCCGGUAUUGGUCCCUGGUACUGAGUCGUAAAGAACUGUACAAUUAUUGUGAACUGCUGUGUUUUGUGGCAAAAUAAAGUGCUGAGGGUGUUUUUUGUAGGCUUUAGUCUAAAAUGCAUCAUUGCGGGGAUUUCUGCUUGUGCACCUGAGGCCAAAGUAAAGGAUGCUUGCUGCCUUGUAUGUCUGCAAGUCACAACCCGUAAAAAUAGUAAUUUAUCUCCGUCGUUUGGUAGCUUGAGCUUAUUAAUUAAAGAACAAAAACAUACACACGUGUCGAACACUCUCCGUAACUUUAAAACUAGCCCCGUCUCAACAUACAAAGAUCUUAGAACUUUCGAGCUCUAUCGCUUCAACAUACUUCCUUGUAUUCUACUACUACUUUCCUAUUAGCAAGAGCUUCUGCACCAUCUUGUGGCAUCAUAGGGCAGUUUUGUCAGUGACUAGAGAGAAAAACAUUUUGUUCCCUGUAUAGUUUUUGACCUGUUGGUCAUCCCUUCCCCAAGCACCACUAUAAAGGUAUCAUGAUAUUAAAUGAAAGUACAAACAAGUCAAGUGAAAUUUCUUUCAAUAUAAUAAAAUGUAAUUUUAACACUGCCUGGUCUUCAAAUAAAAGCACUAUAGAAAUUGUUUUGCAAGUAUGUUCCCAAAUCACCAAUUCUGGACCAAUAUUAGCCCACGCCACUGAUAAUUUAGAAGCGGAACCUUCGCCCAAACGAUAUUGUUCUAAAUCACCACCACACCCAGCACUUUGAGGGGGAAAAAAAAAAGUUACUCACUGAAAUACGAUCGCUCUUUUAGCUAUAUCAAGCUGUGUGUAACGUGACCUUGUUUUAAUGUCAAUCAGGACGUUUUCUGAGGUUCGGUCGAAAAACAAGGUCAUCCUGCAGUGUCGGGUUGGCUUUGUCGCAGAUCGCUAUUCCAGUCAGGACCCAUCAGUUGGCAAAAAAGAGAUUUCAUUUAUUCAUUAAAUUUAUGAUUCAAUUUAUAUCAUGUAGUGUACCAGACUUAUGUCCAUUGAUGACAGACGUGACAGAUAAUUGUGCUCGCCAACUGAUAUUUCAUAGCAACCCCCUCCCCCCAAAAAAGUACUCUUAGCCACACUUGCAUGUUUCUGGGGCCCGAGAGCUAUGAAUACAAGGUAUCUGAAUUAUGAACGACUUUGAUAUCACGGGUAUUUUUGAAUCUCAGCCAAUUUUGCGAUUGUUUGCACACCGGGAAACUACAUUUGGGCUCAAUCAGCUUGGUCUGAUUAGUAAGUGGUUUUACAUAAUGGAGCAAACGCUCACAUGUUUGCAGAAUAAUGUCUGCAUACAACGAUAAAAUGACUGGCUCCCUCCAUUGCAUCGCGCAGAUGUAAAC